AUGAUCCUCCUCCACCCAUUCAGCUACCUCCUCUUAUCUCUUACUCUCGUUCUCCCUGCCCUGUCCAAGGACAUCCACAGACAAGGCUCAGGCUGCCGCUGCAUCUAUGGCGACCCAUGCUGGCCUUCCCCCUCAGCCUUCGAAGUCCUCGCUCUAAAACUUUCACAACCCCUCUUACGUCCCCUUCCUCCUGCCUCUCCCUGCUACUCUUCGAAUUCCUCACCCUCGGAUGCUGCGCUCUGCGCAGAAGCGCGAGAGAACAGCGAUAACGGCACAUGGCGCUCAAACCACCCCGGGUCCAUGCAACACCCCAACUUCGAGUCUUACACGUUUCCCAACGGGACGAUCGAGUCGUGCCUCCUCCUCCACAGUUCUCCUGGCGUUGAUUUUCCCGGUUCUGGCAACUGUGGACAAGGCUCUGUACCACCCAUCGGCAUAGACGCGCGUACACCCUCAGACAUCGCAGCCGGAAUCCAUUUCGCUAACGAACACCACCUUAGGCUGGUCGUCAAAAACACCGGACACGACUUUCUAGGCCGCAGUACGGCGCGUGGGGCGUUCCUUAUCUGGACGCACCACAUGAAGGAUAUCCAAGUUCAUACUGAUUUUGUGCCGGAUGGUGCGCCAGAUGGGGUGGAAGGACAGCAUGGUGUACAAUGGAACGAAGCGUAUAAAGCUGCACACGAGGCUGGACGGACGCUCGUAGGUGGUAUCACAGCGGGUGGAAGCGUCGGUGCUGCUGGAGGGUGGGUGAUGGGUGGGGGACACAGUGCUCUCUCCCCCACCUACGGCUUAGGCGUCGACAACGUCCUCCAAUUCACCCUCCUCACCUCCUCCGGCACUCACCUCACAGCCAACGCCCACACCAACCCCGACCUCUUCUGGGCUCUGCGCGGGGGCGGCGGUGGUACAUUCGGCAUCCUCACCUCCGUCACCUACCGAACACACCCCUCCGCACCGCUCACCGUCGUCGAGCUCAAGAUGAAUUUAACCUCGCCGGAGGUGGCGCAGGAAAUGGUCACGGACCAGGUCUUCCCGACCUAUCUCCAAUUCGUCUAUAUCUCCCCUGGGAAAUCUCUUUCAGAGGCGAACGAGACUUUCAACUCCAUCCUCUCCCUCGCCCAAGAAAGAAGCAAUCAUACAGCGGAGACCACGACGCAAGUCUACCCCUCUUUUUACGCGUGGUUCGAGGAACGUUUUGGAGGGGAGAGGUCGACGGGGAAUGUAGGCCGCAUGGCGGAAUUGUCGUCGCGGUUGUUGGCGAGGAGUGUGGUGGAGAAGGAUCCGGGCUUGGUUGCGCGGUUGUUGUUGAGUAUGCCGAAUCCAAGUGGGGCGCCGUGGGCAACGGUAGCAGGCGGCGCAGUCGCCCAACCCGACCCCGACAGCGCAGGGUUGAACCCAGCAUGGCGAGAGGCCGUUGCGGAAGUCUACUUUGGCGAGUUCUGGAAUGAGAACGAGAAUGAUGUAGAGACUAUUGAGAGGGCUAGAGAGAGGUUGAUAAAUGGGACGAACAUUCUAGAUCCUGUUAGUGUUAACUCGGCUGCUUAUUUCAACGAGGCAAUGCUCUACGAAAAAGACUUCAAAACCACCUUUUUCGGAUCGCACUACGACCGCCUCAAGGAGAUCAAGAAUAGAGUCGAUCCCGAGGCUUUGUUCCUCGUACCCCUUGGAGUGGGAUCGGAGGAUUGGGAUGAGGAUCUUUUGUGUCCGAAGGGUGUUUAG
Molecule: messenger RNA, 1722 nt
Organism: Coprinopsis cinerea okayama7#130
Lineage: Eukaryota; Fungi; Basidiomycota; Agaricomycetes; Agaricales; Psathyrellaceae
Product: FAD/FMN-containing protein
Exons: 6
Coding region: 1-1722 (573 amino acids)
Molecular function (GO): oxidoreductase activity; FAD binding
Source: RefSeq, a predicted model, not a curated record